Molecule: messenger RNA, 1792 nt
Organism: Cercospora beticola
Lineage: Eukaryota; Fungi; Ascomycota; Dothideomycetes; Mycosphaerellales; Mycosphaerellaceae
Gene: MOD5
Product: tRNA dimethylallyltransferase
Biological process (GO): tRNA modification
Cellular component (GO): mitochondrion
Molecular function (GO): ATP binding; nucleic acid binding; tRNA dimethylallyltransferase activity
Source: RefSeq, a predicted model, not a curated record
AACCGGAUGCUCACUCGUGGCAUAAUCAGGUCGCUGUCAAAAAUGACACGCUCGCCGCCUAGGAAUCCGCUGAUCGCUGUCAUCGGCGCGACAGGCACCGGGAAAUCACAACUGGCCGUCGAGCUUGCGAAGCGAUACAAUGGCGAGAUCAUCAAUGGCGAUGCGAUGCAGCUGUAUGCCGGACUGCCGAUCAUUACGAAUAAGGUCACCACGGAAGAGCAGCAGGGCAUACCGCACCAUCUGCUCGGGUGUAUAGGAUUGCACGAACAGACGUGGGUGGUAGGUACAUUUGUGCAGCAUGCGCUCAAAGUCAUUGAAGAGAUACGUUCACGAGGACGAUUGCCGAUUCUGGUGGGCGGGACGCACUAUUACACGCAGAGUCUACUGUUCCAUGACCGGUUGGCAGAAGCAGAUGAGGACCGAGAGCAGCGCGAGUUCGUGGCAGAUACAUCGGACAAAUGGCCAAUCUUGAAAGAGUCCACGGAUGUGCUAUUGGAAGAGCUGAAGAGAGUCGAUCCCGUCAUGGCUGAUCGAUGGCAUCCGAAUGACAGACGGAAGAUACAGCGCAGUCUUGAGAUCUAUCUGCAGACUGGUAAGAGAGCCUCCGACAUAUACGCUGAGCAGCGAGCACGGAAAGCAGAGGCUGCCGAGAAGGAAGCGGACGAUCCUCGGAUGCGCUUUCCAGCACUACUGUUUUGGGUGCAUGCAGAGAAUGACACACUACGAGAGAGACUGGACAGGCGCGUUGAUAAAAUGCUUGCCAAUGGCCUUCUGGACGAAGUUCAAACGCUCGAUGCGUCCCAUGACGAACAAAUAGAAGCCGGCACUCCGGUAGAUGAUGGCAAAGGCAUCUGGGUAAGUAUUGGCUACAAAGAGUUCCGCGAAUAUGCUCGUGCAUUGCGAACAGGAUUCGCCGACGGUCGCGAACUCGAAAAGCUCAGAUUGACGGCUCUGGAGGCUACCAAAGCCUCAACUCGGCAGUAUGCAAAGCGACAAAUUCGCUGGAUUCGCGUCAAACUCGUUAAUGCCUUAGCGGAAGCCAAAGCAUCACAUAGUCUCUACCUACUCGAUGGCUCUGAGGUGGCGAAAUUUGACGAGACUGUUGCGAGUCCUGCAGUGCAAAUCACUGGACAGUUUCUAGGAGCAGAGGACAUGCCUGCUCCUUCCUCAUUGUCUGCGGUUGCCACUGAGCAACUUCAACCUAAGAGAGAUGACCUCGCGGCUGCACCAGAGGCAUGGGGUAAGGAGUACUGUGCGGUCUGCGAUGUUACUUCUGUUACGCCGGCACAGAGGAAGGCACACAUGGAGAGUAAAAGUCACAAGAAACGCGUCAGCAAGGCAAGGCAAGCUGAAGUGUUUAGAGGAGAGCCUCUCGGCAAUGAUUGAGAUGACUCUAACACACUCGAGAGCUGUAGAACUACAGUCGACGACACGCAGCUAUGCCCGCUGUUGCCCAAAGCUCGAGCCAGACUAUGCGACAAGAGACUUGACGAAUUCGCGCCUUACGCUCGCCGGCAAUGUCCACACGUACGGAGAGCCUUUGGAGCAAAUCGACAGACUGUUUCUCUACACACGCUGGAUGAACCCGCGAAUUGACAGAAAUGUCGAUUGACCGUGUGCUUUGAGAUACCGAGAGCGAGCUCGGAAGAUACUUGUUCCAAGUAGGUGUCGAUAUCACAAAUCAAGCGCAUUUGCGUGCUGUCAAGGACAUUACGCCCAAGCUGGAGCUCGUUGAGCAGACUGCUGCAGGUUGUGCUCCUCCAACGACUUCGGGCAUAUCCGAAACCUUAAA